AAGGCCGUUCGUUUCUUGAGAGAAAGAGAACGACGGAUGGAGAAAGAGAUGCAUAGGACGAAGGGGCAUCAGUAGUUGGCCCUUGGUAUUUUUUGGCCAUGAAUGUUUAUUUCAUUUUCUUUCCUUUCUUUCCAGUUGAGUUCAGAAAUGGCUGGAAAGGUCUUUCCUUGAGGAUACAUGUGUACCUGUAAUACGCUACCCUUUAAUGCCACUUACAUGCUCAUGUAUAAACAGCUGCAGGUGAAACUCGUGUAACGUUGAAAGUUGCAGAGAACAGAACUCGAAGGGAACAUCAGAAAGGAUCAGUCACUCAGGAGGGACCACUGAGGCAUCCACCCUCCGGUUCCGAGCACAAGGGUCCCUCAUGUAUGUCUGCCCAGGCCACGCGUCCUGACCGCCCCGUAGGCCUCUUCCCGCCAGGGCUGUCUCAAGGGCGACGCCCUGGCUGGCGGGAACAUCAUCACUGAGCCACGUGUUCAUAUUGCCCGAGUUGCUGGUCCCGGAUCAUGCAUGUAUCAGGUCCUGUGCCGGCCUCCCGGUGCAGGCCCUGGUUGGCCAUGCAGCGUUGCCGUGUGUGGCCCAGACUCCAAAGGGCACCAAGACCUGGCUCCAGAGAAUAGGACACAGCCUAGGCGGAAAUGGAACGAGGCCGGCAAGGACGUGGUGGUGCUGCAUAUGUCCCGCCGUGGAUACAGCUGCCCGAGCCUUUCGCCCUUUGUCCUGAAACUCGAGACGUACCUCAGGAUGGCAGAGAUUCCAUACCAGACCGACUUCGAGGAGCCCCUUGGCGCAAAGGGCAAGUCCCCGUGGGUCACGCUCAACGGGGAGGACUUGGCCGACUCGCAGCUAGUUAUUGAGUGGCUCGGACCUAAGUUCGGGAAGAACCUGAGCUCCCAUCUGGCACCGCAGGAGAAGGCAGUGGCCCACGCCUUCAGGGUCAUGCUCGAAGAAUACUUCCUAUGGUGCCUUGCGAUGUGGCGCUACGUGAAGGAGCGCGGGCGCCCGGUGGUGGAGAACAUGUACCUCCCGAUGCCCCUCCGCCUCAUGAUGCCCUUGCUCGUCAAGAAUGCUGUUAAGGCGACCCAUGCACAGGGCAUUGGGCGCCAUAGUCACCAGGACGUGGAAGAAAUGGGCAGAAAGUGUCUACAUUCUCUUUCUACUUGGCUGGGGGACAAGCCGUUCUUGACGGGUGACAAGCCGGCGGAGGUGGAUUGUUCAGCCUUCGGGACGCUGGCGCAGGUGGUUUGGUGUUCCCCGAACUCUCCCUACCUAAGGAUGCUGGAAAGUGAUUUCAGGAACCUUUAUGAUUACUGCCAUCGCAUGAAGGAGAAGUUGUAUCCUGACUGGGAUCAGUGUCUCGACAACUCCAAGCAGUGAAAAGAGACACUUGUUGGAUUUCUCAAGUGAUGUAGUAAUGCAGAUACUCAUUUACUCUGAGUGAUGUAUAUUUGUACUUCUGUAGUCAAGUCAAAUGAAAUAUGAAUAUUUGUGUAAUCUGAUCACAUAAAUGUGUGAAUAUGUUU
This is a messenger RNA of Penaeus vannamei (Pacific white shrimp), 1523 nucleotides long. The record is from RefSeq and is a predicted model, not a curated record. Lineage: Eukaryota; Metazoa; Arthropoda; Malacostraca; Decapoda; Penaeidae.